AUGGACUUUGAUCAGAGAAAAUGCUUUAAUUCACCACCUGUAAUUCUAAUUUUUAUUCUUAUUAUAACUCUACUCGUGACUUUGAUUAUAUUAUCUACAACAAUCAUCCUUUCAAGUUCACGAACAAUCAAAAUCUUAGGAUUGACAAAGCCAGAAGAACAAGAUACAAUUUAUCUAUCGCCGCUGAUCAGUCAGUCAACAGACCAAGUGGCUAAAACUAUUCAUCAAGCAUUCGACAUCGACAAAACUCCAAUCCAGCAACACACAGCUACCAAUAUAUAUCUUGUUGCCGUAAAUACUAGCAUGUCAAGCACAUGUGCAUGUUGA
Messenger RNA from Adineta ricciae, 327 nucleotides. Lineage: Eukaryota; Metazoa; Rotifera; Eurotatoria; Adinetida; Adinetidae. The record is from the annotation of a GenBank genome assembly.